This is a messenger RNA of Homalodisca vitripennis (glassy-winged sharpshooter), 16752 nucleotides long. RefSeq lists its product as uncharacterized. Lineage: Eukaryota; Metazoa; Arthropoda; Insecta; Hemiptera; Cicadellidae. The transcript has 11 exons. The record is from RefSeq and is a predicted model, not a curated record. The coding region runs from base 439 to 16752 and encodes 5437 amino acids.
CGCGACGCUGUGGGUAUCAGUUGUAACGCUAGACCGCAUAUUGUCACAAGUAACAAUAUGGAGAUCUCAAGCUUAAACUUGUGUGGCACUGAAGUGUGUUGGUAUGUUGUGUAAUGAAAGUUACAUUCGAAUGUUACCGAGGUGCACUUUAGAGUUGCUCCGCUAAGUUCCAUUCUUUGGUCACUUCAAAAUGUGGAUUAUGAACAGUAUGUGAGAUGGAAGAAACCGCAGUGGCGACAUGGUGGCAAGGGGUGCUCUCCUAUCUUCAUCCCAUCUUUCUGUGGCACUGGUUAACGGGCUCCCAUGGCUGGCUUUAUACGUUUUAUCGAAACAUUAAAUCUGGUUUCGACCCCCGCUUCCGUCGGCGACGCCGGCUGUUGUCGUGGGUAGAACAAAGUGCCGGCCGCGAAGUGGUUGACCUAGCAUCUCUGUGGCGGGAUGGGGACUAUACUAUGUGACGUAAUACAUCGCACAUGUCCCUCUUCUUGCCACGGUUGGGAAGACAGCCACAACAAGAACACGUUCAGGCAUGCACAGGCACUUGCCUACAGAUGUCUCCUGUUACAACCGGCAUUCUCAGAAGUAGACCUCAAUAAAACGGAGAUGACACCUAACAUCGAGAAACGCCUGUUUCGAUAUUUGCAGUCACUGAAACUGGCAGUCUGCAAGAAACAUCUGAACAGGUCCGUAGAUGAUGAAAGUGAUGCAGAAGUGCUUAUAGCCGAUGAAUACAUCGCUCGAGGCAUGGGACUUAUUAUGGGUAGUAGGAACCAUAAAGCAAUAUUUUACAUCUACUCAAGGGAUGGAAGCAGUCUGUUGGACAUACACAUAGAAAUAAGAGGUCCAGGUGAAGAUUUCGGAUCAGCUCUAGUAACACAAAAUGGCUCCAUGGACAGUACAGAGGAAUUCUCGAUUCCUAUAGAAUACCGGAUAACAGAUGAGUAUCUUAGAGUGAGCUACCAACCGAAGAGCGUAGGGCAUCACGAACUGUCCAUAAGUAGACAUGGCUACAUAAUUCCGGGAUCUCCAUUUAUUAUUAGUGUUGAUGACAUUUCCGAGCAGAUGCCAAAGAAGAGGUUUAAUUCUAUCGAAUGGUACACAGAAGAUGAAGACAGAAGGCAAAAAGAAUUGCAAAACAAGAAGAAAAACGCUAAGGUUAAAUGCAGGAUUGUUGACUUUGUAACGGAAAAAAUGUAUUUGACAGAAGAUGGACAACUGUUGAAAAUACCGGAUGACAAUACAAACUGUACCACUCCACCACCUCCUAACUUUCCCGCUCCAGGUCCACCAUUUAUUUCCGAACCUCCAAUAGACACACCUCCCUCUCCUGCUCUUAGUAUCGAUUCUAGAAAUAGUCAUUCUAGAAGAAGUAUUAGCCCAAGACUGAAAAAAAAGAAAAGGGAGAAACCAAAGUGGGCAAACGUUAAACCUGAUUCUUUGAAAUAUAUCAUUUUAAAACCCCCUAAAUUUCAGGUUAAGAGAGUAUCUGAUGCUGCUUCGCAAGCCAUGUUAGAAUUUCAGCCAAGCAUAUUUCAAGAAAAAUGCAAAAGAAUUGUUUCAGUCUGUGACUACUUAUUAAAACAUUGUCCUAGACAGACUAGUUUAGACAUUAUUUCAGGAGCUGGGCAUAUUUUGCAAUCUACUAAAGUCGAGAAUAGUUCCGUACAUAAUACUACAGUCAAACAAGCUAUAAUACAAUACCCUUCUAUUGAAGAUGAUGAUGAUGUAUUUGUUUCCUCAACAUGUACUUCCCCUACAGUAACAACUAUUACAUACCCACAAAGGUGUCGUAGUGUAUCUUUAAGCUUUGUAAAUGAUGACAUUAAAACUGAUAACGGAAGUGAUAAAACCACAGAAGAAGCUGAAAUAGUAACUAGAAGUCGAAAAGAAUCACAAGACUCCUUGACUUGUCACUCAGCCUCCCUGGCUAGAAAAUGUUUUAAAACAGAGGGUAACACAAAAUCUCCAAGAAGGAGAUCGAGUUUUUCAUCCAUAAGUCAGACUGAUUGUAAUGAUUUAAUCGAGGGUAAUAAUAAUUAUGAUGAUUUCUUGACUGUUGAUGGAAGUGAUAUAACAAUGAGUGGCCCUAUUGCAUCAAGAGAUCAAAUGGAAUCUGAAAUCAAACUUAUUAGUUAUACAAAAUUUGAAGAAAGAAACGAUUCGUUGGAUUUUUUUGGAGAAAAUAAAUUAACUAACACAAACGUAAUUAUUAAUGAUGAAGAGUUAACAAAAGAAAAGAAAACUUGUGAUAUACCACAUGAAAUCGAAAAAGUUUCAGAUGAUAAACUGCUAUCCGAUUAUUCUGAAAUGUGCAAUACUAUGGAAACCGGUACUAAGUUAAUUGAUGUAAAUAAACCUUCUUUAUUAUGGGACUCAAACAUGAAAUCGAUUUUUAAGACGCAGAACCAAGCCAAAAUAGGUAAGACAUUAACCGCUUCAAGUAAACUUGUUGAGAAAAUAAUUGCACAAUUUGAAACUAACUUACAUAGAGAAAUCAAAUUAGAGAAUGUUUCUGUAACUGAACAAAACGGCGUAGAAAAACAAUUUAAAGAAAACCGCAGUGCAGGAUUAUUUUCCGGUGACAUUUCUUUGCCAAAUGAUCCUAACACGAAUAAAGUAAAACAUGAUUCUGAAUAUGUUGACAAACUUCAUAUUGAGUAUCUUAAAUCAAUUGGUGCCAGUGAUGAGUCUCUCUCAACUAUAAAAUCUAAGAUAGAACUGUUUGAGAAAGGUGUGAACAGCCAUACUAAAAAUAAGGUCUUAUAUUCACCAGUUCGGUUUAGUAUUUCAAAACCUCAUCAUAAUCCAGUGUGUACUGAUGACUCCAUUAAUAAAAUAGUUCCUUUGACAGACCAUGUGUUUAGAGCCGAGCCAGCUAUAGUUGUCUCUAAACAUUAUGCUGAACUACACGAACUUACCGUACAACCACCAGGACUAACAGAAGGAGUAUACUUUGAUUUCCAGCCUCCAACUAGAAGAUUAAGGAACUCAAUAUCAGACAUAAGUGAUGUAGAUGAUGCAACAGACAAAUGUAACAUAAACAUAGUAUUAGAUGAAUCGUCACAGGAGAAGUCACAACCAAUGCUUGUAGAGCCCAAAUCAUUAAAUCAAAUUACUAAAGCAGGCACAGAACAUAACGAAAAUAAAGAACUUACGUCAAAUGAAUCUUUAGGAAAUGUUCUUGUCGGAAAAACUCAUUUUCAAAAUCCAACCAGUGAACCACAUGAUAUAUCUGUUCAGGCUUGUGGCAAACAUGAAUCAACUAAUACAAAUAUUGAUUGUAAAAACACUAAUGUGGAGCCGAUGGGAACCGUUCAUGAGUCAAGUUAUGACUCUAAAGAUUAUGGGGAGCAAACCAUUAAGUUAGAAGAAAUUAACAUUUCAAAAUCCGUUCAUUUAUUGGAGACAAAAAACAUACUCGAGGAAAACGUUGGGAUAGUUGAUUGUGUCCCUAAAUCAAAUACAUGGUCAGCAGAGCAGUUACAAAAUCAACACAAUGAGGAAAAUUCCGUCUCACAGGCUUUUGGAGAACGAAAUAUGGCUUCUGUCAAAUGUAAAAGAUUAGUUGAUACAAAUAAAAAGUUUUUCGAAUCCUUGAAUACGCACAAUACAGAGAUAAAAACCAACAGAGUAGACGGAUAUGCCGGAAGCAGUAAGUUUUGUCCCGAGGGAAAUAAUCCUGUUGUAGUGAAAAUUAACAAUACGAAGAAAAUUCAAGAUAAUUAUUUCAUGAGAAAUAUUAAUCAACCUGUUAAAGCUAACAAGUCAUUAAAUUCUAAUGAAACUGAGAGGGAAACAUACCCACCACAUACUGAAGAAUCCAUUUGUUCCAUUAACACAACAUCAGAAAGUUCUAUUUCCUGUCAUGACGAUAUAGACAACAUUAUUUCUGAAUAUUAUAAAGAAACAACGUAUAAAGGUGAAAUUUUCAUUAAAAAUGAAGAAAUAAAUUGUCAAUCGGCUCAAUUAAAUGACGAUGACAAAACAACCUUUUCUUGUAACAAAAUUGAUCACAAUAUCAAUACUGAAGAUAUUCCAACUUGCAGUGAUACAUUGAGAAUUGAUUUAUUUAGUAAAGAUAACUCGACAGACGACUGCCCUAUAUUACACAAUGUUGAAAUAACAUCUAGAGUGGUAGAUAUAUUUCAUAAUGAUUCGGAAGUUCAAUCACAUAAUGCAACAGAACAUAUAACUAAGACCGAAAAAAAUGAAGUAGGUGUCAAACAAGAAGAAAACAUUUUAUCUGACAGUCAAAAUAUUUACAGAAACAUAAUGCACAGUGAAAAAAUUGAAACUUUAAAAGGAAAUGAUCAAACAAUACUAAUACAAUCAAAGUUCGAAGAAAAAGAAGAACUAAUCGCAAUUGAUACUCAUAAAAAUGAAGGUAUACCAAACAAUAAUAUUUUGACAACAUGUCUUCCUGAAUCCAUAAUUUUAGAAGAAGAGGACGAUAAGAGCAAAGCCAAUUGUUAUAUUAAAGUAUCUGAAGAAGUAUCAGGAAAAGAAUCAGUAAAUGGUCCAGAUCAAUCAUCUGAUCAUUCACAACCAAUACAUGAAAACAAAACAAUAAACACUAUUGCUGAAAACGUUAACAGUGGCUCUCAAAUUACACCACAUGAAAAUUCUGAAGAGACCUCGUGUAAACAGACCUAUUCUAAGACACAACAAGCUGAAGAUGAAUCGGCAAUAUAUGAGUUUGAACUAAAUACGACACUGCAUAGUAACAAGUCAUCCGAUAUUCAAGUUAAAGAUGGGAAUAUAACCAAUAAAGAAAUACAUAAAACGUUUAAAAAGACUGAUCUAAAAGCACAAAACCAUAUUAUUGCUGAAAACAAUGAACGAAAAGAUGUUAAGUCACCACAAAAUAAACCAAUUACUGAAGAUGAGUUGACAGAACAUACGCCGUUGCAAAAGACCGAAAUGGAAACCACCAUAGAAAGAAAUUUCGUUCAAAAUUUAGAAAACGAGCAUAGGAACACUCAUAUUCCGUCUACAGACGAACAUCUGCCGUUACAGCAUGACAAAAGCGCUGUUGGAUAUAUUGAUAGUAUCCAUGAAACUAUACUAAAUGAAAAUUCAGAAGUGGACAAUUCACGUGUAAAGACAGAUUCAAAUACCGAACAGGCUGUCGAAUUAUUAGAGUAUUGCCAUGUUAAAGAGUUAGAAGUUGAACAACCAAGUACUCAAGCUCAGUCAACUGAUGGCACAACGCCGUUACAAAAUGUUCAACUUUUAGUAGAGAAGAUUGAUAAUACCUCUGAUAUUGUACAGCAUGAAGUUUCUGAAGAAAUUAAUAUUAGCCUACAGACACAAUAUACAACUCAACAAUCUAUGGUAAUACUAAGUGAUUGCAAACUUAAGCCCCUUGUACAGAAAUCAGAACCUGAGCAAUCAAUUGCUCAAGAUCAGUCAACUAAUGGCUCUACGCCGUUACAGCGUGACGAAAUUAUAGUGAAAAAGUUUCAUAGUGUUCCUCAAAUUAUUUUUGCAGAUUUUGAAUUAGACAACAGUGUACAGGACUCAUCUAAUGCUGAGCAGCUUGUAGAAGUGUUAGAUCAAUGUUUUGUAAAACCCGUUUAUGAAGAAUUAGAAAGUGAACAACCAAGUAUUCAAGUCCAGUCGACUGACGAACCUACACCAUUGCAAAAUGACGAAAUUUCAAUAGAGAGGAUUGAUAAUGUACCUGUAAUCAUACAGCAUGAAGACUCUGAUGUAACCAUUAUUAGUGUACAGACACAAUCUAAAACUCAAAAAUCUGCUGAAAUAUUAAAUAUUAAACCAGAUGAAAAGGAAUUAGCAAUUGGACAGUCCAGUUUUCAAGUUAAGUCGACUGAUAACUCUAUGUCAUCACUUAUUGUUGCAAAAGCAUUAGAAAGGGUUGAUGAGACAAAUAACGACCUUACGCUGGAAAUAGGAGAAGAAAGGAUUAAUAGUGUGCCUGGAACUGUACAAAAUGUAGACUCUGAGGUAGACAAUAUAAGUAUCCAGUCACAAUCUAAUAUUCAAGAACCAAUAGAAUUAAUAGAUAAAAACUAUGUUAAAUCCGUUGAAGAAGGAUUACGAAAUGAGCAAGAAAAUACUAAAGAUCUCUCUAUUGAUGACCCUAAGACUUUGCAGGGUGAUAAAAUUGCUGUUUUGAUUGAUGUUGUCCCUCAAAUGAUGCUUCUAGAAGACCGUGUAUUAGACAAUACGUGUGUAGAGCAAGCUGUAAAAGUAAUAACCAUAGUUCAACCCGUUGAAAAAGCAAUAGGAAACGAACAAUCAAUUACUCAGGAUCAGUCGAUAAAGGACACUGCAGGAGAAAAAAAUGAUAGUGCCAUGCCAGUUAUACUACAUGAAGAGUCUAAUGUAGACAGUGAGUGUUUUCAGACUCGUACUAAUAUUGAGCAAAUGAAUACACAAGAUCAGUCGAAUAACUAUCAUAUGUCAUUACAGCAUAAUGAAAUAGCACACACUAGUUUAGUAUGCACUGACACUGCUAUACCGAAUACUGAUAGUGUCCCACAAAUUGAAACACCUGAAAAUUAUCUUGUACCCAAUAUUAGUAUAGAUGUCCAAAAUAAAUCUCAAGAAGCUUUUGAAUUAUCAGACAAAUGCUUUAGACCGUUUAAUAAAGAAAUAAGAAACCAAUCAAAAGAUAUAUCGUUUCCCGACCUUAUAUCGUUACAAAAUGACAAAAUUAAAGAAGGAGAGAUUGAUAGUAAACCUGAGAUUAUACAACAAGGCUCAGAAGAAUCCAAUAUAUGUAUAGAGGCCACAUCUCCUGCACAACCUGCAGGACACAAUAUUGGGUUUGUCUCUCAAAUUAUAAAUGACGAUUCUGAAGUGGACAAUAAAUAUGUACUGACAACAUUGAAUACUCAAACACCCAAAAAAGAGUUAGAUAAAUGCUAUUUUAAAUCUUUUGAAGAGGAAUUACAAAUUGUGACACCAAGUAUUCAAUAUCAGAAUGAUGGAAUAGCAGUAGAAAUGACAGAUAGUGCUCCUAUAACUAUACAAUAUGAAGAACAUGAAGUAGCCAAUAUGAGAAUACAGUCCCAACCUAAUACGCGACAACCUGUAGAAGUAACACACAUUAUAUCUGAUGUUAUACAAUUUGAAGACUCUGAAGUAACCAAAAUUAAUAUACUGCUCACAUCUGAUAAUCUACAGCAAGGAGAAUCGUUAGAAGAAUCUUAUGUUAAAUCUGAUGAAGAGGAAUUACGAAUUAUGCUGCCAAGUAUUCGAUAUCAGUCGAGUGUAGACCCCACGCUGUUGCAGACUGAUAAAACUGAAGUAGAAAAGAUUGAUAUUGUCUCUCAAAUUAUGCUCCGUGAAUACAGUGAAGUAAACAAUACAUGUGAACUGACCGUAAGUAAUAAUAUUGAACUUGCAGAAGUAUCAAACAAAUGCUAUGUUAAACCAUGUAAAAAAGAAUUAGGUAGCGAGCAACCAAGUACUCAAGUUCAAAGGGCAGAUGACCCUAUACUAUCUCAAAACGAAGAAAUUUCAGUAGAUAAAAUUGAUACGGUGCCUGAAACUAUUCAACAUGAAGACUCUGAAGAAACUAAUAUUAAUGUACAGAAACAAUCGGAAGCUCUAAAAAAUCAGACAACUGAUGAGAUUACGCUGGUACAGAAUGUCGAAAAUGGAGUAGGAGAUAUUGAUACUGUAAAGAAUACAUGUGUACAGGCGCAAUCAAAUACUGAAGAAGUAGUUGAAUUGUUGGAUAACAAAGUUUUUAAAUCCGUAGAAAGAGAAUUAGGAGUUGAGCAACCAAUUACUGAAGUUCAAUUGACUGACGACCCUACUUCGUCAGAAAAGGACGAAAUUGUGGUGGAAAAUAUUGAUAGUAUCUCUCUAAUUAUAACUGAAGAUUCUGAAAUGGACAAUACAUGCAUACAGAUCCCAUUGAAUACUCAAAUACCUAUAGAGGAGCUAGACAAAUGCUAUGUUAACCCCGUUAAAGAAGAACCUAGAAUUAAGCAAACAAGUACACAAUAUCAAUUCAAUGAAGAUCUUAUGCCAAUGCCGAAUGUUGAAAUUGCAGGAGAAAAGAUGGAUAUUUUCCCUGAAAAUAUACAAAAUUUAAACUCUGAAGUAGCUAAUAUGAUUAUAAACAACACAUACGAUACUGAAAUGCCAGAACUAAAAGAUACAUGCUACGUUCAAUCCACUGAAGAAGAGUUAACAAUUGACCACUCAAUUAUUCAAGAUCAGUCGGAUAUAAGGCCUAAGCCAUCACAAAAUAACGAUUUGGCUUUAGGAAACGUCGAUAACUUUCAUAAAAUGUUACUAAAUGUAGAUUCUGAAGUUGAUAAUGCGUGUGUACAGACCCACUCAAAUACUCAACAGGCUGCUGAAUUAUUAGAUGGCUGCCUUGUUAAACAUGUUGAAAAAGAAUUAGAAACUGAACAAUUAAAUAAUCAAAUUCAAUCAACAAAUGACACUACGUCAUCACAAAAUGUUGAAACUUUAGUAGAUGAAAUUGGUAAUAUACCUAUAAACAUACAAUUUGAAAAUUCUAAGGAAAUUACAAUUGGUGUAGAGACACAACCUGAAACUAAAAAAUCAAACGAAAUAUUAGACGAUUCCUGUCUUAAGCCCUUUGAAAACAAAAUGGAAAUUACACAAUCAGUUACUCAAUAUCAGUCGACAAAUGACUCUACGCCGUCGCAGAAUGACGAAAUAGUGGUAGAAAAGAACGAUAGUGUUCCUCAAUUUGUAAGUAAAAUGUUUGAGGUAGAUAACACAUGUUUACAGGCCCCAUCUAAUACUGCACACCCUCUAGAAGUGUCAGAGGAAUGCUAUACUAAACACGUUGAUUAUGAAUUAGGAAUUGAGAAGUCUACUACACAAUAUCAGGCAACUAAUCACCUUAUGCUGUUGCCGGAUGACAAAAUUGCAGUAGAAAUAAUUUAUAGUGUCCCUGAAACUAUGCAAACUUCUGAAGUAGCCAAUUUUAAUAUGCAGGCCUUGUCCAGUACUAAUGAACCUCUAGAUGAGGCAGUUGAAUUAUACGUUAAAUCCAGUGAAGAUCUAACAAUAGGGCAAUCACUUACUCAAUUCCAGUCGACUUACGAGCCUGCGCCGUCACAUAAUGACAAGAUUGAGGUAGGGUUUAUUGAUACUGUCCAUAAAAUUAUACUAAGUGAAGAUUCAGAAGUUGAACAACCAAGUACUCAAGCUCAGUCAACUGAUGGCACAACGCCGUCUCAAAAUGUUCAAAUUUUAUUAGAGAAGAUUGAUAAUACCUCUGAAAUUAUACACCAUGAAGUUUCUGAAGAAAUUAAUAUUAGCCUACAGACACAAUAUACAACUCAACAAUCUAUGGUAAUACUAAGUGAUUGCAAACUUAAGCCCCUUGAACAGAAAUCAGAACCUGAGCAAUCAAUUGCUCAAGAUCAGUCAACUAAUGGCUCUACGCCGUCACAGCGUGACGAAAUUAUAGUAAAAAAGUUUCAUAGUGUUCCUCAAAUUAUUUUUGCAGAUUUUGAAUUAGACAACAGUGUACAGGACUCAUCUAAUGCUGAGCAGCUUGUAGAAGUGUUAGAUCAAUGUUUUGUAAAACCCGUUUAUGAAGAAUUAGAAAGUGAACAACCAAGUAUUCAAGUCCAGUCGACUGACGAACCUACACCAUUGCAAAAUGACGAAAUUUCAAUAGAGAGGAUUGAUAAUGUACCUGUAAUCAUACAGCAUGAAGACUCUGAUGUAACCAUUAUUAGAGUACAGACACAAUCUAAAACUCAAGAAUCUGCUGAAAUAUUAAAUAUUAAACCAGACGAAAAGGAAUUAGCAAUUGGACAGCCCAGCACUAACGUUAAGUCGACUGAUAACUUUAAUCUGUCACUUGUCGUCGAAAAUGAAUUAAUACAGAUUAAUACUCUCCCUGAAGAGAUGCGUGUAGAGUCUGCAUUACACAAUGCAUGUGUAGAGUCCCAAUCCAAUACUCAACAAUCUAUAGGAAUAUUAUUUCAAUGCCAUAAUAAACCCAGUGAAAAAGAUUUAGGAAUUCAGCAACCUAGUAUUCUAGAUAAAUUAACUGAUGACGUUAAAUUGUUGCAAGAUAACAAAACUACAUUGCAACAUUCUGGAAGUUCCCCUCACAAUACAUGUAAAGACCGCGAGGUAGACAGUAUAUUUGUACAGACGCAAUGUAACUCUCAGCAAUAUGUACAUGUAUCAGAAAAUAAUUGUUUUCAAACUGUAAAAGAAGAAUUAAGAACUCUCGAUUUCUCAAGUUCUCAAGAUCGACCAUCAAGCGAGAUCAGGCUAUUGCAGAGUGAUGUAGUUGCUGAAGAAAAGAUAGACCGCGUCUCUCAAUUUAGUGUACAUGAAGAGUUUGAAGUAGACAAAUCAUGUGUACAGACCAAAUUCAAUUAUCAACAAGCUGUAGAAGUACCUGAUAAACUCCAAGUGGAAGAGGAAUUAGGAAUUAAGCAACCGAGUACGCAAGAUAACUCGACUGAUGGGACUACGCAGUUGCACAACAACGUAAAUUCAGUAGAUAAGAUUGAAAGUGUCUCUGGAAACAUAAUAUAUGAUAGCUCAAAAAUUGCCAAUAUGACUUUAGAAACACAGACUCUUUCUCAACAAAGUAUAGAAUUAUCAGAUAAAUUAUAUGUUGAACCCACUGUAGAAGAAUUAGGAAUUGGGCAAUCAAUUACUCAAGAACAAUUGACUAACGAUGUAACGCCACUGCAGAAUAUCGAAAUAGCAUAUGUUGAUGAAAAAGAUUUCAAAGCAGUAAAAAUAUCAGACAAAAACUCUAUUAAACAAGAAUUACGAAUUGACCAAAUUAAUACUCAAGAUUCGGUUUACGACCCUAUAUUAUCGCAUAAUAAAGAAAUAGCUCACGUUACUGUAGAGCAUAUUUAUGAUGUUCCUAAUAUUAUACAACAGGAAUUCUCAGAAAUAGACAAUAAAUGUGUCCAGAACCCAUCUAACACUCUGGUAAACUUAGAUACAGGUGACAUCAUACCCUUUCAAGAAGAAUUGAGAAUUGAUCAAUCUAUUGCUAAAAAUCUGUCCACUAAAGAUUUCAUGUCACUGCAAAAUAAUGAAAGUACCGAAAGUAAUAUUAAUUGUGUAUCUCAAAUUAUAACUGAUGAAGAUGUUAAAAAAGACAUUGUAUGUGUAUUGACCCAGUCUAAUGCUAAACCAAAUGUAGAUGAAUCAGACAAAUUCAAAAUUAAUCCAGUUGAUUAUGAAUUAAAUAUUGAACAAACGUUUACUCCAGAUCGGCCGAAUAAAAACUCUACCCAGAAUAAUGAAACUGUAGUUGAAAAGAUUCAUAGCGUCCCUCAAAUUAUACUAAAUAAAGAUAUUGAAGAAGGCAAUACGUGUGUUCAGACCGGAUCUGAUACCGAACCGGAUGUAGAUGAAUCAGACGACUGCAAAGCUAAACGUGAUGAUUGCGAAUUAGAAACUGAAAAUUUGAUCACUACAGGUCAAUCCACUGAAGAGCCUACAGUGUUAGAGAAUAAGGAAAUUGUAGUGGAAAUGAAUCACAGUGUCCCUCAAAUUAUGGUACAUGAAGAUUUCAAAGAAGAAAGUACGUGUGUACAGACCCAAUCUAAUGCUCAACAAGAUUUAGAUGAAUCUGAUGAGUGCAAAGUUAAACCUGUUGGUUAUGAACUAGAAAUCGAACACUCGAUCACUCAAGAUCAAUCAACUGAAGAUCCAAAAUUGUUAGAGAAUUCUGAAAUUGUAUUAGAAAUGAUUCACAGUGUUCCUCAGAUUACGGUACAUGAAGAUUAUAAAGAAGACAAUACGUGUGUACAGAUCCACUCUAAUGUUCAACAAGAUUUAGAAGAAUCAGACGAAUGCAAAAUUAAACCUGUUUCUCACGAACUAGAAAUCGAACACUCGAUAACUCAAGAUCAAUCGACUGAAAGUCUUACAGCCCAAUCUAAUAUUCAACAGGAUUUAGAUGAAUCUGAUGAGUGCAAAGUUAAACCUGUUGGUUAUGAACUAGAAAUCGAACACUCGAUCACUCAAGAUCAAUCAACUGAAGAUCCAAAAUUGUUAGAGAAUUCUGAAAUUGUAUUAGAAAUGAUUCACAGUGUUCCUCAAAUUAUGGUACAUGAAGAUUAUAAAGAAGACAAUACGUGUGUACAGAUCCACUCUAAUGUUCAACAAGAUUUAGAAGAAUCAGACGAAUGCAAAAUUAAACCUGUUUCUCACGAACUAGAAAUCGAACACUCGAUAACUCAAGAUCAAUCGACUGAAAAUCUUACAGUGUUAGAGGAUAAUGAAAUUUUACUAGAAAAAAUUCCCAGUAUCUCCCAAUUUGUGGUACAUGAACAAUUUAAUGAAACCGAUACCUGUGUACAGGCCCAAUCUAAUAUUCAACAGGAUUUAGAUGAAUCUGACGAAUGCAAAGUUAAACCUGUUAAUUAUGAACUAGAAAUCGAACAAUUGAUUACUGAAGAUCAGUCAACUGAAGAUCCUAAAUUGUUAGAUAAUAAUGAAGUUGUAGUAGUGAAGAUUCAAAGUGUUCCCCAAAUUACGGUACAAGAAGAUUUUAUAGAAGAUAAUACGUGUGUACUGACCCACUCCACUGUUCAACGAGAUGUAGAAGAAUCAGACAAGAGUAAAGCAAAACCUGAUGGUUGUGAAUUAGAAACUGAACACAUGAUCACUACUCGUCAAUCGACUGAAGAUAUAAAAGUGUUAGAGGAUGAUAAAAUUCCAGUAGAAAAUAUUCAUAGCAUCCCUCAAAUUAUAGUACAUGAAGACUUUAAUGAAGAUUAUACGUGUGAACAGACCCACUCUAAUGCCCAACAAGAUUUAGAAGAAUCAGACGAGUGCAAAGCUAAACCUGUUGGUUGUGAAUUAGAAACUAAAAAUUUGAUCACUACAGGUCAAUGGACUCAAGGUUCUACAGUGUUAGAGAAUAAUGAAACUCCAGUAGAAAAGAUUCAUAGCGUCUCCCAAAUCAUGGGACAUAAAGAAUUUAAUGAAGACAAUACGUGUGUACAGACCCAUUCUAAUAGUCAACAAGAUUUAGGUGAAUCUGACGAGAGCAAAAUUAAACCUGUUGGUCACGAACUAGAAAUCGAACACUCAAUAACUCAAAUUCAGUCGACUGAAGAUCAUACAGUGUUAGAGAAUAAUGAAAUUGUAGUAGAAAAGAAUCACAGUGUCCCUCAAAUUAUGGUACGUGAAGAUUUCAAAGAAGACGAUACGUGUGUACAGACCCAUUCUAACGUUCAACAAGAUUUAGAAGAAUCAGACGAGUGCAAAGCUAAACCUGUUGGUUGUGAAUUAGAAACUGAAAAGUUGAUAACUACAGGUCAAUCCACUAAAGAGCCUUCAGUGUUAGAGUGUAAGGAAAUUCCAGUAGAAAAGAUUCAUAGCGUCUCCCAAAUUAUGGUACUUGAGGACUUUAAUGAAAAUAAUACGAUUGUAGAGACCCACUUUAAUGCUCAACAAGGUUUACAAGAAUCAGACGAAAACCAAAUUAAACCUGUUGGUCACGAACUAGUAAUCGAACACUCGAUAACUCAAGAUAAGUCGACUGAAGAUCAUACGGUGUUAGAGAAUAAUGAAAUUGUAGUGGAAAUGAAUCACAGUGUCCCUCAAAUUAUGGUACAUGAAGAUUUCAAAGAAGAAAGUACGUGUGUACAGACUCAAUCUAAUCCUCAACAAGCUUUAGAUGAAUCUGAUGAGUGCAAAGUUAAACCUGUUGGUUAUGAAAUAGAAAUCGAACACUCGAUCAUUCAAGAUCAAUCGACUGAAGAUCCAAAAUUGUUAGAGAAUUCUGAGAUUGUAUUAGAAAUGAUUCACAGUGUUCCUCAACUUACGGUACAUGAAGAUUAUAAAGAAGAAAAUACGUGUGUACAGAUCCACUCUAAUGUUCAACAAGAUUUAGAAGAAUCAGACGAAUGCAAAAUUAAACCUGUUUCUCACGAACUAGAAAUCGAACACUCGAUAACUCAAGAUCAAUCGACUGAAAGUCUUACAGUGUUAGAGGAUAAUGAAAUUUUACUAGAAAAAAUUCCCAGUAUCUCCAAAUUUGUGGUACAUGAAGAAUUUAAUGAAAACGAUACGUGUGUACAGGCACAAUCUAAUGUUCAACAAGAUUUAGAACAAUCAGACGAAUGCAAAAUCAUACCUGUUGGUCUCGAACUAGAAAUCGAGCACUCGAUAACUCCAGAUCAAUUGAAUGAAGAUCAUACAGUGUUAGAGAAUAAUGGAAUUGUAGUAGAAAAGAAUCACAGUGUCCCUCAAAUUAUGGUAAAAGAAGAUUUCAAAGAAGACAAUACGUGUGUACAGACCCAAUCUAAUGCUCAACAAGAUUUAGAUGAAUCUGACGAAUUCAAAGUUAAACCUGUUAGUUAUGAACUAGAAAUCGAACAAUUGAUUACUGAAGAUCAGUCAACGGAAGAUCCUAAAUUGUUAGAUAAUUCUGAAAUUGCAUUAGAAAUGAUUCACAGUGUCCCUCAAAUUACGUUACAUGAAGAUUAUAAAGAAGAUAAUACUUGUGUACAGAUCCACUCUAAUGUUCAACAAGAUUUAGAAGAAUCAGACGAAUGCAAAAUUAAGCCUGUUUCUCACGAACUAGAAAUCGAACACUCGAUAACUCAAGAUCAAUCGACUGAAAAUCUUACAGUGUUAGAGGAUAAUGAAAUUUUACUAGAAAAAAUUCCCAGUAUCUCCCAAUUUGUGGUACAUGAAGAAUUUAAUGAAAACGAUACGUGUGUACAGGCCCAAUCUAGUGCUCAACAAGAUUUAGAAAAAUCAGACGAAUGCAAAAUCAUACCUGUUGGUCACGAACUAGAAAUUGAACAAUUGAUUACUGAAGAUCAGUCAACGGAAGAUCCUAAAUUGUUAGAUAAUUCUGAAAUUGCAUUAGAAUUUAUUCACAGUGUCCGUCAAAUUACGUUACAUGAAGAUUAUAAAGAAGAUAAUACGUGUGUACAGAUCCACCCUAAUGUUCAACAAGAUUUAGAAGAAUCAGACGAAUGCAAAAUUAAACCUGUUUCUCACGAACUAGAAAUCGAACACUCGAUAACUCAAGAUCAAUCGACUGAAAGUCUUACAGUGUUAGAGGAUAAUGAAAUUUUACUAGAAAAAAUUCCCAGUAUCUCCCAAUUUGUGGUACAUGAAGAAUUUAAUGAAAACGAUACGUGUGUACAGGCCCAAUCUAAUGUUCAACAAGAUUUAGAACAAUCAGACGAAUGCAAAAUCAUACCUGUUGGUCUCGAACUAGAAAUCGAGCACUCGAUAACUCAAGAUCAAUCGAAUGAAGAUCAUACAGUGUUAGAGAAUAAUGGAAUUGUAGUAGAAAAGAAUCACAGUGUCCCUCAAAUUAUGGUACAAGAAGAUUUCAAAGAAGACAAUACGUGUGUACAGACCAAUUCUAACGUUCAACAAGAUUUAGAAGAAUCAGACGAGUGCAAAACUAAACUUAUUGGUUGUGAAUUAGAAACUGAAAAUUUGUUCGCUACAGAUCAAUCGACUGAUGAUCUUACAGUGUUAGAGGGCUCAGACGUUGAUAUCUUUAUAAAUAAGAGUACAGAAGAAUAUUUCAAUAGGACUAAAAAUGAAAACAUAAACAGAUCACUAUACAUGGAAUCAAACUCACUUGACAACAAUCUGCUAACGGUGGAGCAAGAACUCUGUGAAGUUCUAAGUAUUGAAGAUGAAGAAAUGGAUAGGAAUAUUGAAAUCGAAAUGUCUCAGAUAGAUGCUAUGGAAACACCAGAUAUAAAGGAUACCGAUUUUAUCGCUUUUCAAGAUUUAUCACUUGAUUAUAAGGACUCUUAUGUGGUUGACUCUUGCGAGGUUAACCCAUUUGAAGGAACCGAUUUUUCAUCUUUGCAACCCUCAUUUGACAGUUUACAGUCUGAUGGAAACGGUGGUGAGGAGUCAUUGUCCGAUAAAUUCACACAUUUUAAUGAAAACGAUUUAAGCAUUUCUUCAGAAUCAGAUAGUGUAGAUUUUCACAUGUGGUCAUCAAAUGUCGAGUUUGGUGAUCCAUCAGAAAGUGUUUCUAAAGUAAUGGACUUUGAUUCGAUAAUAUCAGCUCCUAAUUUGAACGAAGCGUUAAAAAAGCUAGAAAUGCAUAUACAAGAUAAAGGGGAUGAUUUUCAGUGGUUGUCUGCAAGAACGCCUUCUCCUUCAUUGCAAUCACUAGAAAAAUAUUUUAAAGAUGGAAUACCAUGCUUUGAUACUGACGAGUUUCAUGCUGAAGUCUCCGGAGGAAUGCUGCAAGGAGAUGAAAGUAAUGAAGAGAGCAAGCAUGAUUUUGAAGAAUGCACACUAGCAUCAGUUUGGGCAACACCAUGUAAAGCCGUUCCAGAGCCCAAACCAUGUUCUUUUUGUCCUGAACCUGAACAAACCGAAGAGAUUGAAGUCAAGGAGCAAGGAGAUGAUACUCAGGUUGACUGGAUCAUAUCUCCGUAUCAAUAUCCCAGGGUACUUCUGGGAAAUACUGCACAGAUGUCGAUAAUUGACGAAGAGGAUGAUUCACGUAAAUCAGAACCACUCUCUCCCACUUCUAAGAGGCAAGAACAUUUAUCAUACAACAGUAACCAAAGUGGCGAGGAAUUCAGUUCAGUCGAACAAGACAUUUGCGACCAAACGAAUGGUGAUAGCGCUCGUUCUAUAACACAACUUUCAAUAGGUGGCAAUGAAACUCCAGUGGUGGUAUCAGGCACCUUAGUAGCACUGCCAUGGCACGGUCAACUGUGUUACUACCAGCGUGACCUUUGUGUUGGAAAGAUUCGCGACGAUAAUCCAGGGAAGCCUGCAGAAUAUCAGUGA